CCCCUCGAGAACUGUACCAUCACGCGCCGCCUUUGAUUGAGCAGGGACUGGGAGAGAGGAGAAGAGAGGGUGAAAGGGGGCAAGAAAACGCUUCUUGUUGCCUUUGUGCUUCAGCGGAUCCGCGGUGGCUGCGCACGCCGGCGGGGAAGAGGAGUCGCGGGCGGCGCGCCUCCAGUCUUUUUUCGCCUCCGUGCUCUCCGGGCUCUUCGGCCAGGCCGAGGCCGAGGACGAGGACGAGGACGAAGAGAUGCCCACGCGCAACCACAACGCUGCCGCGGCUGCCGCUCCGCAGCAUCACCAUCACAACCGAGGUGGUGCUCCCGCUCUUGGAAAGAGCAAGGCCGUGCCCGGCCGAGCUGAUGCCAUGAACCGGCGAGCCCCCCUCGGCGAUAUUGGCAACCUCGUCAGCGUCCGCCCAGCCGAAGGGAAACCUCAGCUGCAGGAGCAGAUCAAUCGCCCCAUCACGCGAAGCUUCGGCGCUCAGCUCGUGAAGAACGUGCAGGCGAAUGCCGCAAUCAAGAAUGCCGCAAUCCUACCCGCGAGGCAUGCGCCGAGGCAGGAAAGGAAGGCUCCUGCCAAGCAGCCGCCUCCUGAGGAUGUCAUAGUACUCAGCUCCGACUCUGAACAGAGCAGGACGCAGUUGGAGAGCAGCGCUAGCUCCGUCCGGUCGAGGAAGAAGGUCAUCAACACCCUUUCUUCUGUGCUCUCGGCUCGCUCAAAGGCUGCCUGUGGAAUCACUGAUAAGAGACGGCAAGUAGCAGUGAUCGAAGACAUCGACAAGUUGGACGUCAACAAUGAGCUCGCAGUUGUGGAAUACAUUGAGGACAUCUACACGUUCUACAAGAUUGCUCAGCAUGACAGACGGCCAUGUGAUUAUAUAGACACCCAAGUCGAGAUCAACCCUAAGAUGAGGGCUAUCCUGGCUGGUUGGAUAAUUGAAGUACACCACAAGUUCGAGCUGAUGCCGGAAACUCUCUACUUGACCAUGUACAUCAUCGAUCAGUACCUCUCGCUGCAACCAGUCCUGCGAAGGGAGCUGCAGCUGGUCGGUGUUUCAGCUAUGCUGAUCGCCUGCAAGUACGAGGAGAUUUGGGCCCCAGAGGUGAACGAUUUCAUUCUUAUAUCAGACAGUGCAUACAGCAGGGAGCAGAUCCUUUCGAUGGAGAAGGGAAUCCUGAAUAGCCUGGAGUGGAACCUCACUGUCCCUACAGUAUACAUGUUCCUUGUUCGUUUUCUGAAGGCGGCAGCCUUGGGCAACAAAGUUGAGAAAGAGAUGGAGAAUAUGGUCUUCUUCUUCGCUGAACUGGCGCUGAUGCAGUACGGCUUGGUGACGCGGCUGCCUUCGCUGGUCGCUGCUUCGGUUGUCUACGCAGCCAGGCUCACUCUCAAGAGGGCUCCCCUCUGGACCGACACCCUCAAGCACCACACGGGCUUCAGAGAGUCAGAGACAGAGCUAAUCGAGUGCACGAAGUUGCUGGUCAGCGCACACUCGUCCGCCGCUGACAGCAAGCUGAGGUCUGUAUACAAGAAGUAUUCCAGUGAGCAGUUCGGAGGUGUCGCGCUUCGCCCACCCGCAGCCGCAGUGGAGAUCAAGUAAACGAAGAUAACUUCGUGCUAGUGUUUGUUAGUAUAAUGUAAUGGAAGGCGAGCCUGACAUUCGCUAGGGUCUAUCCGUCUAUGUUUGCUUGUCGGGGUAGUCAAGAAAGUUUGAAUGCUUGAGGCAGCCGUUUGUUUGGUAGGCUGUUCUCAGAGUCCAGGUGUUAUCUGACUUGUGAUGGCAUGUUGUGUUUCAUGUGAUGGAUAUCAUUAGAAUCCUAAUCUAGUACGAUAUCUAUUCAUGAAUAUAAAUGGUAUUUAUUCAUUUGUUCAUAAAUCUGAAUUGAAAAUGGCCCUACACUUUUG
Zea mays is the source of this 1902-nucleotide messenger RNA. RefSeq names its product cyclin 4. Gene Ontology annotation, biological process: mitotic cell cycle phase transition. The transcript is spliced from 9 exons. Gene Ontology annotation, molecular function: cyclin-dependent protein serine/threonine kinase regulator activity. NCBI's taxonomy places the organism in Eukaryota, Viridiplantae, Streptophyta, Magnoliopsida, Poales, Poaceae. The record is from RefSeq and is marked provisional. Bases 248 to 1597 code for a protein of 449 amino acids.